This is a messenger RNA of Centruroides sculpturatus (bark scorpion), 1582 nucleotides long. Its product is annotated as ENHANCER OF AG-4 protein 2-like. The transcript has 3 exons. The coding region runs from base 167 to 1246 and encodes 359 amino acids. Gene Ontology annotation, molecular function: chitin binding. The record is from RefSeq and is a predicted model, not a curated record. Gene Ontology annotation, cellular component: extracellular region. NCBI's taxonomy places the organism in Eukaryota, Metazoa, Arthropoda, Arachnida, Scorpiones, Buthidae.
UCCGCCCGCUCGGCCGUCGGGCGAAGGUCCCGACAUCCGCGUUCCACUUGUAAUCGGGGCGAGUCUGACCUACAUUCGCACUUUAUAAAGUUAGUCGGUGUCCGACCGGUCUUUCGACUUUCUCUUUCCGUCGCUCUCCUCAGUCAGGCCACUCGGAAGAUCGCGGAUGAAGACUCUUCUCAUCCUCGUGGCAGGUAUUCUCCUGCCAUCUUUACGUGAAUGUUUGUCGCCCGCGGAUUCCUUCGUUCCCGUCUCGUCCGAUCAGGUCAGGGUCCGUCGCCAGGCACCGACCGUCAACGUGCACAAAAUACCUAAGACCAGUUUCACCUGUAACGGGAAAAAGAGCGGAGAGUACUAUGCUGACCCCGAAACUCGCUGCCAGGUAUACCACGUUUGCGUGCCGGGAUUCAACGGAAAGUUCAGCUCCAUGAGUUUCGUUUGUCCAAACGGCACCGUCUUUAACCAGGCCAAUCGCGUUUGCAGCCCCUACGAUCGAGUGGACUGCGCUUUGGCAGAGAGGUUCUACGAGAGUCUGCACGGAGAUCCCAACCAGCAUCGCAAGGACUACGAUGGGCCCACCGGUCCUACGACUCCUCCCCACCCCCGACACUCUCGUCCUCAUUCCGGUACCGGACACUCCGCCAGACCUCAUCCUCCUCCUCCUCCUCCUCCUCCUCCUCCUACCGCCCCUCGUUCCAGACAGAGCGGUCGUCCCACCCCGCGGUCCAGGCAAUCUCGGCCCGCCGCCGCUCCCGCCACCCCCGCUCCCGUCAGAACUUCCAGACCUAACGUUUCCCGAGUUCCUCCUCCCGAUGUCCCCCGCGGUGGAUUCACCUCCACUUCCACCUCUUCUUACGAAUACGAUUACGAAUACGAAUACGAAGACGAACCGGAAAACAACAGAAACAAGAGAGAGGCAGAGACGUUCCCGACCCUUCCCCGUCGUUUCUUCCCGGCAUCUCCGGUUUCUUCCGACUUUGCCUGCGAUGAUAAGGUGGCGGGAGGGACCUACGCCGAUCCGGGAUCAGAAUGUCGGACUUUCCAUCUGUGCGUGCCGGUGGACAAAGGAAAGCUACGGGAUUAUCUAUUCUCUUGCGGCCAAGGAAGCGCCUUUGAUCAGCGAUCUGGCGAAUGUCGUCCGCCCGACUCGUUCGACUGCUCGCGCUCCUCCUCCUUCUACAAAAUAGACAAGACGGCUGCUUUCUCGGCCGGAAAAAAAGUGGGUCGACCCCGAAAUAAAACUUAGACACCAACUUCGUCUUCGCGCGUGACGCGUCGCCAAACGGAAAGCGCCGACGCCUCCCACUCCGCCGCUGUGUCAACCUCGGGGUCGACUUGCAAAAUCUUUUCUCCUUUCGUCAUUCGGUUAUUUAAAAUAUUUUCCAAUCUGGAAAGGAGCCGUCCGUUCUUUCUCUCGGUUAAACGGUCGAGCGCUCGAACGGUAUUGUUAUGCGCCCCGACCUGGUGGGACCGCCGGUGGAGGCGAUUUUUAACCCUUCGACCUCUCUGGCCGUUUACCUUGAACACGUUGCCGCGCGAGAAAUGUAAAUACCUCAAGCAAUAAAUUCCGUUUUAUCUCUUA